CAGCGCUGGGCGCAGAGAGCUCCAGGAAGGCUUCCCGGAGGAGGAGGAGCCAGCUGAGCUGAGACUUGACGGAUGAGUGAGGCACAGCUGGCACGACAGCCAGACCUGCGUGUGCAAAGGCCCAGAGGCCAGAGGGAUGGCAGCAGUUCAAGCAGCUGCAGAGAGAGGGCCCCUUCCAGGCUGCCUGCCCGCUCUAGCUGGCUCCCAGGUGAAGAGGCUGUCAGCGUCCAAGCGGAAGCAACACUUCAUCAACCAGGCUGUGCGGAACUCAGACCUCGUGCCCAAGGCCAAGGGGCGGAAGAGCCUUCAGCGGCUAGAGAACACCCAGUACCUCCUAACGCUGCUGGAGACAGACGGGGGCACAGCUGGUCUGGACGAUGGGGACCUGGCCCCCCCCGCAGCACCCGGCAUCUUCGCAGAGGCCUGCAGCAAUGAGACCUACGUGGAGGUCUGGAAUGACUUCAUGAACCGCUCUGGGGAGGAGCAGGAACGGGUUCUCCGCUACCUGGAGGAUGAGGGCAAGAGCAAGGCACGGAGGAGGGGGCCCGGCCGCGGGGAGGAUCGAAGGAGAGAGGACCCAGCCUACACACCCCGUGAGUGCUUCCAGCGCAUCAGCCGGCGUCUGAGAACUGUCCUCAAGCGGAGCCGCAUCCCCAUGGAAACUCUGGAGACCUGGGAGGAGAGGCUGCUGAGGUUUUUCUCUGUGUCUCCCCAGGCCGUGUACACGGCCAUGCUGGACAACAGUUUCGAGAGACUCCUGCUUCACGCCAUCUGUCAGUACAUGGACCUCAUCUCAGCCACCCCCCUCCACCGUGCCACCCAGGUGACUUCGGCGAGUCCCCCUCCUGGGGCCUGUGUCUCCGCUUUUACCACGGGGGUGUUCUCAGGACACAGCGCCCCAGGGAGAGUCCUCACUGCCUCUGGGUGCGCCGCCUCCUUGCUCCUCUGCUCCGCCUCCUGCCCGGAGUUGCUGAGGCGCCGACCUGGAGGGCAAGAGGCAGAUGAAAGUCAGCAACCGCCACCUGGACUUCCUGCCACCAGGGCUGCUCCUGUCCGCGUAUCUGGAGCAGCGCAGCUGAUGGCCGCCCCCCUCCCCCUCCCCCAGCCUCCCCUCCCCCGCCCCCAGCCUCCCCUCCCCCAGGCCUCCCGUGCCAUUCGCUCAAGUAUCUUUAUUAUUUGGAGGAUUUUUCCCUGCAGACGUGCGCUACCCCUGGGAGGGGGGGCUAUCACUCUGACUCCUUCCCAGCCCGCCUCUCCCAGAUAAACGCGGGGCCCUGGCCCCCCACACCGGACUGUCCCGGCCUUGCAGCUCCCCGCUCCGGGACUUGAGUUUGAGCGAGGAGACCCGGCCUGGUCACUUCCGUGUUCCUUCUUCGUUCAGCUUUUUCGGCCCCGUCUGAAACUUAAGCAAGGAGCGACAGGCUGGGUUUUUAUCACUUUUAAUGAAUUUGGCAUGAUUUGUUGUAGAUUUUUAAAUUUCCCUUUUGGGAAGAAAAACCAAAAACUUGCCCCAACUGAUAAAUCGGGGGACUUUGUUCCAGUCCCUGUUUGAUCCUCCCCCAUCCCCCAGCUUUUGGCUUGGAUGUGGGGGAGGGGGGGGCCUGGGGCUCCGCCCCUUUUUCCAGGUGUGUUCUGUCGUGUGCGCCUGCGCGUGUGCCCCACGCCCUAGGACAGGGGCUGCAUCUUAAAGGCUGGUCUUGCCACCCUUUUGGAACAUGUUUGUCCUCCACGGGUGGCUUUUGGUGGCUCUUGGGGCCCCAUCCAGCCAGAAGCCUCUGCCCUAGGACUGCCCCAUUCCCUUGUCCGUGUCCCUUUGCCCUUCCCCUAGCCUAGCUCUGGCCUGUUACCUUGGGCUGACCUCUCACUGGCCACCCUGGCAUGUCCCACAAGAGCAGGGCUGGGGGACCCCUCCCGUGUGUGUGUGUGUGUGUGUGUGUGUGUGUGUCCAGUUGUGCUUUGGGAAAAGUGGAGAGUUCAAUAAAUCUCUGGUGCUCUGGUC
Molecule: messenger RNA, 1999 nt
Organism: Panthera uncia (snow leopard)
Lineage: Eukaryota; Metazoa; Chordata; Mammalia; Carnivora; Felidae
Gene: R3HDM4
Product: R3H domain containing 4
Exons: 9
Coding region: 137-1264 (375 amino acids)
Molecular function (GO): nucleic acid binding
Source: RefSeq, a predicted model, not a curated record